CUUUUUGAUAACAUGAAUAUGUGAUAUAUAUUUAUUUUUUAAGUCGAAGAAAAUGUCUCUCGACUUGAGGUCUUGUAAACGUGGGUAAUAAUUUAUUACUCUUUUAUUUUUUCGAUCUCGAAAUUUAAUAUUAAAGAUAUUUUUGAAGUGAUAUAAAAAAAUAAACAUUUGAUGACAAUUUUAAUAUAACACAAUAUUACCACGUUUAUGUGACUAUAAGACGAGAACAAAAUUCUGUAUAUGCUGUUAUACAUUUAAUAGGUAAGUAUAUAAAAUACAGCGUUUUAAAUCAUAUUUAAAACUACAAAAAUUGUACCAGACUUUGUGGCCUAAUUUAGAUCUCAUUAAACAAUCAUUCAAUUAUCAAAAUGGCUACAGAUGCUCUACGUGUAUUAAGGUGAGAUAUUCAUUUCAUCUUGGGCAAUUAUCAAUACUACAUAAGUAGAUUCUUUAUUAAUUGUAUUUCCUGUUUAGAAAAAGAUCUUUAGAAGAAUAUGAUGAUGAUUAUAAGCCAUUGUCGAAGCGAAUGCACAGUAUGUAUUUGAAGGAUAGUCCAAUUACUAGUGAACAUCUUUUGGCAGACACAAAUGUCUAUGGUGUAAGUAUAUUUCAUUAUUUUUUAUUGUGAUUUUGUAUAAAAAGGUAGUUUUGUUUUAUAGAAUUCAGACUACAUUGUUUUUUAGUUUUGAUCAUUUUAUAUACGUUUUUAAAAUAAAACACCACAAUGUUGUUUUAAUAAUUAAAUGACAAUUAUUGUUCUUUAAGUCCUAACAAAGAAAAUACAUCAAAGUUAAUGAAACACAAAUUCAAUAGGUUAUUUGCAUAAUAUAAUUUAUAUUGUUUCUUUAUUAUGUUAUGGUUACUGGUAGUUAUUCAACUAAAAUUGAUAUAUUACCUAGAAAAAAAAAAAAUUACUUUAAAAUAAUUCUAUUAUGCAAAUGUUUUAUUAUUAAUUACGGAAAUGUAUUCUAUUAAUUUGAUGUAGGUAUCCAAACAUAUUUUGUUAAAAAUGGACAAUUUAUAAUUAUCUGAAUACUUCAAAUUUAGAGUUUGAUUUAUAAUCUACAUAUACAGAAUUGUAUUAAAAACGCGUUUUCUUACGCACGGAUGGUUGAAGCGCAGAGCAUAGUGGACUUAGUGCCUUCUGCCAAUAGAUACUCAAGCAGAACAUUUUAUUAGAUUUAACAACAGCAUAUAUGUGUAUAUUAUAUAGUUUGUAAUAAUCUGAUUUUAAAUCUACAUUAUGCAAUUGAAACUUAAUUUCAAAUUUAUUACUAUUAUCUUCUGUGUGAGGCGAUGGAAAGUUUUUUGUCAUCAUAAUAGAAAACCCUUAUUAAGGGGGAUUGAAAGCUGCGGUUUUCUCUCUAUGUUAAACAUACAUACAUCAUAUGAAAUUAGACAGGAUAAUUCCUGUCUAAUUUAAUUAAGCAAUACAAAUUUUAAUUUUUUUAUUUUAACAUUCUAAAAAUUAAAAUCUAUAAUAUAAUAUUGAUUUAGAUGUGAUAGAUAGAGAAAAUGAGGAAUAGGUAGAUACCCAAAUGUUUCUGUGAAUCUUCUUGCACUAUCCAUUUGUAAAUUAAUGAAAUUUCUUAUCAAAUUUAAUUAUUACAAUAGUAUGUGCAUUCAUAUUUCCAAACAUUAUAGUGUAAUAACUAUUAAAUUCCAAAUGAUCUUUAUAAGUAGGCAAUUAAUGACUUCUUCAGUAAGUUAAGGUUCAAAGUGAAGUAAAAUAUUUAGACUAUGAAACAGUAUUUUGUUUAGGAUCUCGCAACAUCUGACAUCGCCUCUGUACCUAGGUUUUAAUUGUUUCUCCCUACUCAGUUACCAUGAUUUGUAUGGUUUCAGUUUGGCUAACACACACUUGUUGUCAUUCAAUACCCCAGAACCCCUUAUUUCAAUCAUAUUUAUAAAAACAUACUAUCAUCUUAUUACUUUGUAAUAUAAUUACUAUUACAAAACGUAAUAAUUAAAAUUGUAAUAUUUUAAAAACUAAUUUACAGAACGCGUCAACAUCUGUAUCAGCGCAACAUAACCAGCAAUUAACAACUGAUUGUAGUCAAAAUAUUCAACAAAAUAUUAGAGAAGAAGAUACACAAAAUUUACAUUAUGACCCAGACCUGACUUCUGAUCAAAAUCCAUACUACUAUGAAAGUAACAGAUUGUUAUUUGAUCUUUAUGUUGAAAGGGUUCAUCGUCAUGGACAAUAAUAAUUUAAGUUUUCACUUCAAAUAUAUUUUACUCUAAAUAUUUUAAUAAACUGCCAAUAGUCCCUCAGAGCAUGACACCAUAAUAUAUGUCAAUUUUGCUUUGACUAUAUUUCAACUUAAAACCAGUGUAUAAUUGUUUAAGUUAACAUUUUCAUUAGUUUCCAAUUCCAAUUUAUGAAUAUAUUUAGUUUUAAGAAUGUGUUAACACAAUGUUUCCUAUUUUAGUCAUUUUUAGGAUGAACAAUAGAUAGCCUUAUAGAUUAUCAUACAAUUAUAAUGAUAAAAAUUAAAUUCUAUAAAAUUAAAAAAGAAAUUACAAUAACUUAUUGAUUAAAUUAAUUUCAAUCUUUGUGUUUUAAUUCAUUUUUUUAUGAUUAUUUAUUCCCAGGGGCCAAUUAUAAGAUUCAAAAUAUUUUGUUGUGUGAUUUAUUAAUAUUAAGUUAGUAAGCUUUUUUUGUUGCUCAUUUUUACUUUAUUUGUAAUUCAUAAUUAUUAAUUGUUAUUUUGUUUCCACCUUAUUCAAGUGUUUUAAAUGUUAUGCCAAUCCAACCAUAAAAAGAAAUGCUAUAAACAUAAUUUUUGUACUGUAAAAUUGCGUAUAAUUUCUUUUAUUUUUAAUUUGUUCCUUUAAAUAUUUAGAAAAACACUUAGGAUACAUAAUUUCCAAAAACAUAAUAUUAUAGUGAUUAGGUGUUUAACCGGGAAUUGCCUGUGCCAGUUUAUUUUUUCCUUUUUAACCAUUUGAAAACAGAAGUUUUAAAAAAUCCUUUCAAAGUCUGAAAUUGUGAAAAAGAAUUUAAUGUCAGUGGCACAUUUUUAUUUUAUCCAUGUCUUCCUGAGUAAAACAAUGGAUAUAUUACUUUUUUCUAUUAUUAUGUCCCAUCUAUGUCAAAAAGGUAACCCAUUGACUAAUAAAAUAGUUGAUUUUUGUUCCAAAAAUACCAAAAGCCCUGUGUCAGUCACCUUUAGCGGUUAAAUUUUGGAAAUUUGGCUUUGGUGUUCACAUGGACCCAGGUCUCCGCGUGUAAUAGGUUUGGCUUUAUAUUGCUAUGUAACAAACACUUUUUUAUUAAUAAUAUCAGUAUUAUAUUAAGUAUAUAUAAGUAAUAUAUAAUAUAUAUUUUUUUGUUUUAUAUAUAUAUGUAUAUAUAUAUGUAACUAUGAACAAUGACAAAAAUAAUCUAAAAUUAAAAUCAAACAAAUGUACAUUUACAUAUAAUAAUGUAUUAUUAAAUAUUAUAUUUAAAAUAAAACUAUAUAAUGUAUGAUAUUCAAUAUACUGAUGUGAUAAGUAUCUGUGUUAAGUUAACUUAAAAAUUGGAUAAUAUAUUAUAUAGAAUGAUUUAUUUAAAUCCAAACACAUGAUUCCAUUAAUCUAUGCAAUUUUAACAUUUUGUAUUUCUGUUAUUUCAUUGAUUCUUACGUAUGGUGGUCUCUUAUGGUUGUUACAUAAAAAAUUCAUAAUAUUAUUGUGCAUUUUUUUUUUUUAUCAAAGAAAUAAAAUACACUUUCCUAUUUUUAUUUCUAACUCGUUAAUAUUUCACUACCUAUUUGUUAGUUUAAAAUAAAUUACAAUAUAUUAUCAUUAAAUCAUAGACAUGCAUAGGCAUAAUGCAAAUGACAUUAUAGUAAUAUAGUUUAAUA
Molecule: messenger RNA, 3851 nt
Organism: Cinara cedri
Lineage: Eukaryota; Metazoa; Arthropoda; Insecta; Hemiptera; Aphididae
Source: the annotation of a GenBank genome assembly